Messenger RNA from Ananas comosus (pineapple), 672 nucleotides. RefSeq names its product CBL-interacting serine/threonine-protein kinase 5-like. Gene Ontology annotation, molecular function: protein kinase activity; ATP binding. The transcript is spliced from 3 exons. Bases 1 to 672 code for a protein of 223 amino acids. NCBI's taxonomy places the organism in Eukaryota, Viridiplantae, Streptophyta, Magnoliopsida, Poales, Bromeliaceae. Gene Ontology annotation, biological process: protein phosphorylation. The record is from RefSeq and is a predicted model, not a curated record.
AUGGGUCGUCAGGCGAUGCGGCGGCUGCGCCACCCAACGCUGAUGCGGCUGCUGGAAGGUCGAUGGCGACACGCUCCAGAUAAUACCUUGGCCGGUCCUCGGGUCUGUGCAGGAGGUCGAGCGUGGACGCGCGGCGAGGCGUGCGGGCUGCCAGGCACCACCAUGGCACGGGCGGUCGGUGACGCGGCUCCAGCAAGCUGGCGUCGGGGCGAGGAGCGGGCGCCGGCGAAGGGCAGAUCGUGUGGCGCGGCGCGGGGGCGCACAGCGCGGGGUGUCUGCAGGGGGCCGAGUGCCGGUGCGACGGGCGGGGCAGCGGACUGCCGUGGGUAUGACGGGCAUGGUGCCGGGGUGGCCGCUGGCCUGCUGCAGAUCGUCGCCGCGCUGCGCUACUGCCACGUGCACGGUGUGGCGCACCGCGACGUCAAGCCGCAGAACCUGCUCCUCGCCUGUGACGGCGCGCUCAAGCUCUCCGACUUCGGGAUCGCCCCGCUCGUGGAGCAGCGCGGCCGCGACGGGCGCCUACGCACGGCGUACGACGGGGCGCACGCCGAAGCGUGGUCGUGCGGGGUCAUCCUCUUCGUGCUCCUCGCGGGACGGCUCCCCUUCGACGACGCCAACAUCCCGCUCAUGUACCGGAGGAUCCACCGGCGCGACUACGCGUUCCCACCCUAG